AUGGUUGAAAGUCAGAAUCCUUCCGAACAAUCAACGCGCGAGAGUAGUGUUAUUCUCAACGAUAAUCUUGCAGUUGAUAUGAAUGAUGAAGGCGAAAUUGGUCAUGGUGAUGACAGCACAUCUGUUGGAGGGGAAACAUUGAAUAAAGUUAUGGAUGUGCGGGAUGAGAAAGUUAUCACAGACAUCAAAAUCGUUAGUUCUGACUUGAGUUCUUCUUCGUCUGAUCUGGAAGCGGCAGUGAAGACUACAGAUGAAGAUGACCAACAAAAUCGCGACCCUAAUGAGGUCGAUUGGGAUGGACCGGAUGAUCCUGAGUGUCCCAUGAACUGGCCACGAUGGCGAAAAUCUCCCUUUGCCUCAUCAAUGAUGGCUCCAGCAAUACUGAAUAUCCAUGUCGAAUUUCACUCCAACAGUGUGGUUCUUGACACCCUCAGCAUUUCCAUUUUCAUGCUAGGGGUAGGAGCAGGUCCGUUGCUCUUCGCACCGCUUUCCGAGCUCUAUGGACGCAACCUCAUCUACCAUUUAAGCAAUUUCUUCUUCACUAUUUCUAGUGUUGCUUGCGCGAAGGCUCCCAGUUUAAAGACCCUCAUCGGUUUUCGUCUGCUAGCGGGCGUCGCUGGAUCUGCAGUGAUCUCUAACGGUGGUGGAACAAUCGCUGAUAUUGUGCCCAAAAAGAGCAGAGGCCUCAUUACCACGUUGAUGGUCCUGGGCCAACUGAUUGGUCCUGUCAUUGGACCUACAGUGGGAGGAUACGUUUCGCAAGGGGUGGGAUGGAGAUGGAUCUUCUGGCUAUUAACUAUUGUUUCUGGAGUUUUUACGUUCCUCGGUUUCAUUUUUCUCCGCGAGACCCAUGCUCCCACCCUCCUCAAGCGAAAAGCAGCAAAAUUGCGGAAGGAAACCGGUAACGAGCUGCUCUACCACAAAGGCAAAUCAUCCGUUCCUCCAAGGAAGCAAUUUAUGGACGCUUGUCAACGGCCUCUGAAGAUGCUUUUUACGAACCCCGUCAUUUUCAUCGUUUCUAUCUACAUUGCCCUCAUUCUGGGCUAUGCAUACAUCUUGUUCACCUCCUUCGCUUUCGUUUUUCAGCAGCGAUACGGCUUUGGAGAGGGAACUACAGGGUUGCUAUAUUUUGGUAUUGGUAUUGGCAUGUUGGUUGCACUAGUUUGGAUGAGUCGUUAUAGUGAUCGUAUCUUCGCCCAGAAAGAGGAACAAACGGGCAUAUCAAAAGCGGAGUAA
Molecule: messenger RNA, 1236 nt
Organism: Talaromyces amestolkiae
Lineage: Eukaryota; Fungi; Ascomycota; Eurotiomycetes; Eurotiales; Trichocomaceae
Exons: 3
Coding region: 1-1236 (411 amino acids)
Biological process (GO): transmembrane transport
Molecular function (GO): transmembrane transporter activity
Source: RefSeq, a predicted model, not a curated record